Molecule: messenger RNA, 1538 nt
Organism: Durio zibethinus
Lineage: Eukaryota; Viridiplantae; Streptophyta; Magnoliopsida; Malvales; Malvaceae
Source: RefSeq, a predicted model, not a curated record
UUCUCUUCUCCAAACUCGUUCUGAACAAGGCAAGGCUCUCUGAAAAAACGAGGAAAAAAGACAACUUUAUUUUAGUUCCCCUGAAACAAAAAUCAAGAAGAAAAAAAAUGGUGAAGGAGGAGCUGUACAUAACAGUACCGAGUGUUUUCCGGUGUCCAAUCUCACUGGAUGUAAUGAAGUCUCCGGUUAGCCUCUGUACGGGCGUUACCUACGAUCGUUCUAGCAUCCAGCAAUGGCUCGAAUCCGGUCACAACACGUGUCCCGCCACCAUGCAGGUUCUUCCUUCCAAGGAUUUCGUCCCAAAUCUCACUCUCCAUCGUCUAAUUAACCUCUGGGUCCAAUCCUCCACUCGCCGGCCUGGGUCUGACUCUCCGCGGCUGCUACAGGCCGCGACUCCGGCGAUCUCUGAGGUUCAAGCUAAGCUAUUGAUAGAGAAGAUUGAGAGCGAGAGCUGCGCCGAUUCUUUAUCUAAGGUCGUCGAAUUCGUAAGCUUUUGUGAAGAGAACAGGAGAUUUGUAGUUACACUCGACGGUUUCGUUGAGGUAAUCGCCUGCGUUUUGACAAGGAAAUGUGUGGAAAUCGAAGCUUUGGAAAUGUCGGUUAGGAUUUUGGAUUUGAUUUUGGGCGAAGACGGAGUCAAAGAACGGUUAAACAAAUUAAUCCUCAAAAGCAAUCAGGAAAACAAUAUCUUAUCUGCAAUCGUUUUAAUUCUCCAAAACGGAAGCCUCAACUCGAAGAUCAAAUCCGUCCGAGUUCUGGACUCACUCGCACUGGACUCAGAAUCCAAACGCAAAAUCGCCGACUCACAAAACCUUAUAUUCAUCCUUCUCCAUCUCCUAAAAACCAGCAACAAUCAAUCUCUAAACGACGCCGUUACCUCCUUUCUAACCACCGUGUCAAUAACUCGUUCAAUCAAAUCCCUCCUCAUCCAAAACGGCGCCGUUGAGAUCCUAUCAAACACCCUAACUGAAAAGUCAUUGAAGUUGUUGGCAAUACUUUGCACUUCCAGCGAAGGCAGGUUAGCGAUCGGUUCGGAACCGAAAUGGGCGGCGGGGAUAGUUGAAAAGUUGCUGAAGAUGUCAAAAACGGCGACGGAGGAUGCCGUAUUGGUGCUGUGGAGCAUGUGUUGCGUGAGCAAAGACGAGAAAGUGAAAGAAGAGGUGGCUAAAGGGAAUGGAGUGACCAAAAUUUUGGUGGUAAUGCAAAGAGAAGGCGAGGGGAAUGUGAAGAUGAUGUGCAGGGAUUUGGUGAAGGCUCUAAGGGCUGGCUGCAAAGAUCGUUGUUUGGGAAGUUAUGAAACCAAGACUACCCAUAUUAGGCCUUGUUGAGAUUUUUGCUUCUAAUUGUUUCCAUUUUGGCAUAAAUAUACACAGGAGAAAGAAAAGGAAAUUCAAAGAUUUUUUUAAAACAUUUUCUUUUAGUACUGUAAAUGGAAUUACCAGUUAGUCAUAUUUUUGUUAUUGCCAUUUUUUAGUUUGCUGUAUAUUUUUUAAAAAUGUGAGAAAUUCAUGAGUAAAACUGGAUGAAGUAGAACUGAA